CCCGUAAACAAAAGAUCAAACUGCAGAGAAGGUUGAAAACUCCAAAUCGCCAUUAAGGUUGAGCUCCAUUAUCUCUUGUAUUUUAUUCAGCUAUAUUCUUCCCAUGGUGUAUUGGUAGUAGAAAUUUUGGAUUGAAUAUCGGUUUUGAAAUGGAUUCUUCUAUAAUAAAGCUUCUUGAAGAGGAUGAGGAUGAAACCAUGCAUUCUGGAGCAGAUGUCGAGGCACUUACUGCUGUUUUAAACAGGGAUAUAAAAGGUGGUGUCGCCACUUCUCAGCCUGCUCAUUCAGCAUCCUCUCAAGACAACAAUCAAACAUCUAGUCAGACGUAUUCACAGUGGCAGCCUUCUAGCGAAGAGCAAAACAAUGGCAACCAGCCGCAUCAGCAAUGUUUAAGUAGUCAAGAGCAGCAGCAAUCCUCUGAAGGGGAGAUGAAGGAACACGAAUCCAGCAAGGAGAAUCCACAAAAAGUAAAUGUCUCUCAGGCACCUCGUGGUUCUCUUCCGCAAUUACAAAGGUCUGUGCAAAUCGAUGGUCAAGGACAACCAGCAGAACCUUACUCUGGGGAAUUUCCCCAACCUUCAAUGCUGAUGCAACCACAGAUUUCUGGAUUAAAUCAUGUGCAGGUUCAUGAACGAAACAGAGUACAUAACCCAAGCAAUGAAUCUCAGCUCUCAAACAUGCAGAGAUCUGGUAAUCGACCUGUUUCAGUGCCAGAGCAAAGUGUUGCACCUGCUAAUCAGGGGAACCAUGUAUCUUUUGCCACUUUGCUUAAAAUUAUUGAAUGCCAAUUAGACAAUGAUAAAGCUAUGCAACUUCGAAAGCUGUAUGAAAAACUAAAGAAAAAUGAGAUACCCAGAGAUGGAUUCGUCAGGCUUAUGAAAGGCAUUGUAGGGGGACAACUGCUGAAUUGGGCUGUGCUCAAGUUGCAAGCAAAGUCGCAUAACUUUAAUCAGCAACGACGCCUAAGACCUCCUACUGGCACUGCACCCCAAGUCUCUGAUCCUUAUUCAUUUGGACAGCUUCAUCAGAAGAAUCUUAGUACUUCUACCAUGACACGACCUCCUGCUUCAAAAAUGCAUAGGUAUGACACCCAAGCUAGGCAAGGUCAUCAAGGAUUUGGUUCUGCUCAUGGAGAUAGUACAAGCGAGGCUAUGAAUGUGAUGAAUACUCCCAAAGUUGAGAAGCAGAAUGUCUUUAAUGAUACCAAAAGAAUUCCUGGCGUAGCCAUUGCCAACAUGCCCACUCCAAUUCAGCACGGUUCCGUGCCUUGGCAAGUAAGUAAAGAGCAGGAAAAUGGUGCUUCAUCGAACAUGAGUUAUGUGAAGCAAGAGCCUUUUGAGCAGGCUCUUGACAAGAAAUCAAAGCCUCAAAUCUCUUCAGCUCAGGGGCCUUCUUUUCCUGUUGCUGUAGAAUCACUUCCAAUACCUUCCUCCAACGAUGAAGUUUUAGAGACACAUAACUUUGGAAAUUCCCUUCCAUCUAAGAGAACUGCAACUGUGGCAACCUCCACUUCUGUUUCAUCUCAUAUGGAUACCGAUAUUCAGAGUAUUUCUACAACUGCUUUUGGUGGGAUCGGGAACAACUCCAAGGCAUCUUCUAAAAAGACAUCUACUGGUCAGAAGAAGCCUCUUGAUGCAAUUGCAUCUUCACCACCUCUUCCCAGUAAGAAGCAGAAGGUUUCCGGUAUCUUUUCUGAUCAAAGCAUUGAACAUCUUAAUGAUGUUACUGCUGUUAGCGGGGUUGAUCUAAGGGUUUGCUGCUUAUUUCCUGAAGAGGAGGAGCAGCUAUUUUCUGGUCCUAAGGAUGAAAAUAGGGUAUCAGAAGCAUCACGUAAAGCUGUUAAAGAAGAAGAAGACAGAUUGAUUCUGCAGAAGGUUCCUCUUCAGAAAAAGUUGGUGAAAAUAAUGGCAAACUAUGGGUUGAAGAACUUGAGCAAUGAUGUCGAGCGGUGCCUCUCAUUAUGUGUAGAGGAAAGAAUGCGUGGCUUGAUAAGCAGUUUGAUCGAAGUUUCCAAACAGCGCGUUGAUUCUGAAAAGUCCAGACACAAUAUCGUUGUUACUUCUGAUGUUCGAGAACAAAUUUUGGCUAUUAACCAAAAAUUCAGAGAACUGGAAAAGAAACAAACUGAAGCUGAGAAAGUUCAGAAACAAAAUGAACAGCCUGAAAGCAGUGCUGUAGUUGAUGUCGACAAGGAGAAAGAUGAACGGCGUGCAAAGUCGCAGAAGAUGCAGGUGAACAAAGAGGAGGAUGAGAAAAUGCGCUUUACAGCAACAAAUUUAGCUGCACGAGCUGCUUUUGGAGGGGAUGACAUGCUAUCGAAAUGGCAGCUUAUGGCACAAGCUCGUCAAAAGCGUGAAGAGGGACCUGAAAUCGCAUCUAGUUCUCAGGCCAGUAAAGAUGCAAGUAAUAGACAAGUUGCAAACUCUGCUGGGAGUGCAAAGGGAACACAAGGAACUGGAAAAAAUCCGUCAGCAGGUCGUCCUGCAUAUGUUUCUGGAGGAGCAAGACAAAGUGGAAGAAUUCAAGUACCCAGAGUAGCUCCUUGUAUAACUGUGAAGGAUGUCAUUACUGUCCUGGAAAGAGAACCUCAAAUGGCAAAGUCUUCUAUAAUUUACAAACUCUACAAUAGAGUCCAUGCUGAUCCUACAACUGUGAAGAUCUCGUAGCUUCACGAUAUCUUCCUGUUGGAGCUACAUCCAUGUUAGUGAUCUAAUUCAUGUUCAUCGUUGGUCGUUCAAGAUUUCUGCUUCACACACUAAUAACUGUAGAUUAAGGUAGUUUGUUUUAUACUUACCUUUUUAUUUCGAUAGCCAUAUAAGCCUUUAGUAUCUCAUAGCUCAGAAGAAUUUACCUUUACAAGUUGUUUAAGGAAAUCAUAGCAGCAGUAAUCUCGAUAGAAGCAUAAUGGAGUACUCAUUCUGUAAGAUAGCUUAAUGUUACCCGCCUUACGGCCACAGGACUAGAUGAGUUUAUACCCUUAGUAGUUUAGUGUGGUACCUUGGAGAGUUUUAAUUUGCAAUAAAUAUCGAAGAUCAAUCAAUUCUUUACACCAAUUGGUGUUGAAACUUAGAAUUAGUUAUUUGUGACGAUUUUUUUCUGUAGAAUUUUUGUUUGCAAUGAAUAGCCAAAGAUCAACCAAUACAUGUUGUGGAAUAUCAUGUAAUGUAUAAGCCUUUUGUCUAGAAGAUUUUUUUUGAUUUGUUGUUUGUAUUCGGCUGAACCUACUUGCAACAGGCCUGUUCGUGUUAAAAUUUAAAUGGGCCAGGGUGGGACAGCUCAUGUCAAAUUUGAAUGGGCUGCAGCAGGUCAAAGCCCAUUUAAAUUUGACCCACUAUGACCCUUUUUUAAGGUUUAUAUAAUAGUUUUUUAUUCUACUUUUUGGCCCGUUGUGUCAACCAAUCUAUGUAUAUAUAAUAAUAUCAUAUUAAAAUAUUUAAAAAAAAAAGUGAUUUUUUUUUUUUUGCAACCAAUUCCUAUAAUAAUUUGACCGGCCUGACCCUUUAUACCAAGGCCCGUUAAUGGCCAACCUGUCAGUGAUCCGGCCCACUAAUGACCCGUUAAAAUGUGACUCUAUCAUUGACCCGUUAGAUCAACCCGCCUUGUUGAACACCUCUACUGCCCGCAUCUUCAUUUCAUGGUCCAUUGUUAUAUAAUUCACAAAUCUCAACUGCUUCGUCAAUUUUGAUAAAUCGCAAAUUUUAAAAACUGUUACAAUGGCUUAGUUCUUAUCCGGGCUUUUGAACAAAGAUAAUC
Amaranthus tricolor (Joseph's coat) is the source of this 3753-nucleotide messenger RNA. RefSeq names its product transcription initiation factor TFIID subunit 4b-like. Gene Ontology annotation, cellular component: transcription factor TFIID complex. Bases 150 to 2666 code for a protein of 838 amino acids. The record is from RefSeq and is a predicted model, not a curated record. Gene Ontology annotation, biological process: transcription initiation at RNA polymerase II promoter. Gene Ontology annotation, molecular function: protein heterodimerization activity; RNA polymerase II general transcription initiation factor activity; DNA binding. Lineage: Eukaryota; Viridiplantae; Streptophyta; Magnoliopsida; Caryophyllales; Amaranthaceae. The transcript has 15 exons.